This is a messenger RNA of Photinus pyralis (common eastern firefly), 3631 nucleotides long. RefSeq names its product cadherin-87A-like. Gene Ontology annotation, molecular function: calcium ion binding. The record is from RefSeq and is a predicted model, not a curated record. Gene Ontology annotation, cellular component: cell-cell junction; plasma membrane. Lineage: Eukaryota; Metazoa; Arthropoda; Insecta; Coleoptera; Lampyridae. Gene Ontology annotation, biological process: homophilic cell-cell adhesion.
CUCGUAAUUUAAUGUUUGUAGGUAUCUUGUCAAUUAAUAUAAUUGACAUAAAUGAUCAUCCACCAAUAUUUCUUCCUCCUUGGACAAAGGAAAUGCCCCAGUACAAUUUGCAGUUGGAAGAGGAAUUACCUGUCGGAACAAUAGUAGGAACAUUUACAGCUGUUGAUGAUGACUCUCCCAUUGCAGGCUACUCAAUAGAACCAAAUAUGUAUUUCGAAAUUAAUAACGGAACAGGAAUUGUUCAGUUGCAAAAGAUGAUCGACUAUGAAAUGAUUACAAAAUUAAAUUUUACAAUAUAUGCAUAUGACUCUGGUAUUCCUCAACUGAAUACGUCAGCAUUCAUAGACAUAACGGUUCUUAAUAUUAAUGAUAACUCUCCAAUAUUUUCGGAAACCUCUUACAAUGCCACUGUGGACGAAAAUUCGCCCAAUGGAACAUAUAUUGUAACAGUGCACGCAGACGAUUCAGAUGCCGAUGAAUAUGGAGUUGUCUCGUAUAGUUUGCUCGGUGAACAUAGCGAAAAUUUUGAGAUAUCUUCACAUUCUGGAGAAAUAUCAGUUAAAAACCCAUUGUUUUUGGACCACGAGAUGUUAAAUGAAACUGUUAUUCAAGUUAUGGCAAGUGAUGGUGGAGUUGGAAAUUUAAGACGGACAAAAUCCGUACCUGUAUAUAUCGCGGUAGCAGACAUAAACGACAAUGCGCCAGAAUUUAAUCAAUCAAUUUAUAACACCACCGUUAGCGAAAAUGUGAGGUUUAAUCCACCAUUCAAAAUCACACAAGUUUUUGCCACGGAUGACGAUGCUGGAAUUAACGGAAAUGUUAUUUAUACAAUCCAUUCCGGAAAUGAUGAUGAUAUUUUCUUAUUGGGCGAGGAUACAGGAAUUUUAUAUGUUCACAAAUCAUUAGCAGGAAGAACAGGAACGUUUAGUUUACUGGUUGAAGCACGCGAUGGAGGCAAUCAACCGUUAACCGAUACAUGCAUUGUUAACAUUAAAGUUGUGAACGUUAACGAUCACAAGCCAAACUUCAUACAUCCGAUGUCUACCAGAUCAGUUAUCGAAAUUACAGAUACUCCCAUCGCUGAUUAUCUAGUAAUGACUGUGAAAGCUGCUGAUAAAGAUAAUGGUGAAAAUGGUCGAGUUACAUACCAUUUUAAACUGAAUGAUGAAAAUGUUCAAAUGACUGAUGAAUUUAUUAUAAAUCCAGAUACUGGAGAUUUGCGGAUCAAAACAUAUUUAGAUAAUAAGAUUCAAGACAAGUAUGAGUUAACUUUGGUAGCCAGGGAUCAUGGAGAAUCAGUGUGGCAUGAGACAUUGCACUACUUAACAGUUUUAGUUAUGAAUUCGGAUAAUGAAGCAACAUACAUUGAUUACGAAACAAAUACGUAUCAUUUUUCCAUAACGGAAAAUAGUCCCCCGAAUACAUUUGUAGGUCGUCUUAAGCUUAUGUCUCGAAAUCAAGACAAAACGUCGAAGGUCUAUUAUUAUUUGUUGUCUGAUAUUGAUAAUGCCUUCUACAUCGAUAAACUGAAUGGAAGUUUAUAUACAAGAAAGGGUCUCGACAGAGAGCAUAUAGAUGAAUAUGAACUACAAAUUUUAGCAAAUAGCGAACCAGACUUUUAUCUGACCAGUAUGGAGGAGAAUCAUAUGCUUAACGAAAGUGAUACAUUGCGUAAUGUAGCAACAGUGAAAGUUACUAUUCUCGAUGUGAACGACAACGGUCCAGUGUUUAAUCGUACAGUUUAUUAUGCGGCAGUUAAUUGUAUUGCCGACAUCAAUACUUUUGUUGCAAAUGUAUCCGCGAUCGAUUUAGAUUUCGGCGUUAACGGAUCAUUUAUGUAUUACAUUAAAUCUUCGAAUUUAUACAAGUAUGACUCGAUUCACAGUUCAGGUUCAGUAAUCCCAUCGCCUUUUGUCAUUUCUGAAAGUGGCCAAAUUUUCACUGCUACCAAUUUGAGUGAGAACAACCAACAUCACUUCAUCGUAAACGUAGUUGCUAAGGAAAUUAUGUAUCCUGAACGAGAGAGUGACGCUAAAGUUUAUGUAUGGAUCUUUGAACCGGAACAACUAAUACGAAUAAUCUUAUCAAGACCUGUUGAAGAAGUGUUAAAGGAGAAAGACGAAAUUGUGCAGGAGUUAACUAACGCUACCAAUUCAAUAAUUAUUGCUACAAGCAUUAAGAGUCACAUUAAUGAAACUGGGCAGGUGAAUGACGAAUGGUCUGAUUUGUACAUCUUGUCAGUAAAUCGUUCUACACAAACCAUAGACUCCGUGUUUGAUAUACUUAAGAUCAUCGACGCAAAAUAUGACUUUCUUAAAGAUUAUUAUGCCGGAUUUGCAAUUGAGAAUGUCCUUCCUGCAUUUGCUCAAGAAGAGGAGGAAUCAUUUGAUCCCGCCUUGUCCGCAUUAAUCGCUCUGGUGGUGGUGUUAACAGUCGGUAUUGUCACAUUUACGGUUGUUUGCUGCUGUUUGAGGAAGUGUAUGAUUUCACCUAAUGACUUGAAGAAAAAGAAAGAUGCCUUGAUCAGUAAAGCCAUUAUUGACGAAUUGAAUACUACAGAAAACCCAUUGUGGAUUGAACAAAAACUGAAAAUCUAUGAAGAACAAGAACUUACAAUGCAAGUGUUCAAUGAGCCGGAUCAAGCUGCAAUGGAAAGGAGAAAUAGUAGUGAUUAUGUCUUAGAUGACAACACUUACGCAACCAUUCAACAUCCAAACAGAAGGGGAUCGGCUCAUACUGCAACCUUGUCAUUGGGAGAUGACAUUGCAGAUUACGCCACAUUAUCACGAAUACCUCGCCAUUCGACUAGUUCACAGGGUUCCCUUAAGGACACAGUAAAUUACUACGAAGCCGCAAUGGGUUUUCAAGGCUCCACGUUUCAAGUCCCCGAUUCUUCUUUGGGGGACAUUGAAUCAGAGGAAUGUAGAUCGCAUCGUCAUGAUUCACAAAUGAGUGUGAAUAACGAGGGACAAUUAGAAUAUGUAGCCGAACUAAUAUAGAUUUAAAUUCGGAAAUUUUGGUACUUGGCCAUAUAUGUAAGAUAUUUAUUUUGUUAUAUAAUUUAAUAGUAAAUUAAUGUUUAGUACCUAGUAUUAUACAUAAUAGUACAUUUUAAGCUGAUUAUUUCAAUUUAAGUGGCGUGAUAUUUGAUUAAUGCACAUUCUUUUUUAGUUGAUUUCUCUUGAAAAAUUUUGGUUUUGUACGCUCCUUUUCCAUCGUUACAAAUUUAUUUAAUACAUGGUAUAGUUUUUAGUACUUACAUGAUUUUGUGUCAAUUGCUGAUAAUUGAUUUGUAAUAUAACAUAAUAAACACAAUCUAGUCAUACAGUUGUAACUUGCAUACUCUAUAUAUUAAGUAAAGUUAUUCUAUUUUUAAUACGCAUUUGCUGUGACCUGGAAUUAGAGACCGCAUUGCAAUAGGCACUAGGAAUUAAAUUGGUACUUUUAGGCAACACGUUUAUUGUCGCUGAUGCUUCCAUAGGCACUUAUUAUUUUGCUAAUCUGCAGGUAGACGUGUAUCGAUAUGUGAACGGGUGAGUUGGUCAAAUGGAAAAACUUCGAUGUUGAACUAUUUAUGGAGGAACUAGAAAAACGAUUGGCAUUGUGACUACUUUUUAAUUAUCUUUCUACA